This is a messenger RNA of Scomber scombrus (Atlantic mackerel), 1443 nucleotides long. Its product is annotated as E3 SUMO-protein ligase ZBED1-like. Bases 1 to 1443 code for a protein of 480 amino acids. Gene Ontology annotation, molecular function: protein dimerization activity. NCBI's taxonomy places the organism in Eukaryota, Metazoa, Chordata, Actinopteri, Scombriformes, Scombridae. The record is from RefSeq and is a predicted model, not a curated record. The transcript has 2 exons.
AUGCUAGCUACACUGGAUGCGCAAUAUGAGCCGCCUGGCAGGAAAUAUUUCUCGGAGACCGCAAUACCGAAACUAUAUGAUCAGCUGAGAGGGGAAAUUACCAGCGAAUUAAAAGAGGCCAACUUCGUUGCUCUGACAACCGACAUGUGGUCGAGCAUAAACAUGUCCCCCUAUAUGUCCAUAACCGCUCACUAUGUUUCCAAAGAUUGGACAUUAAAAUCCAAAUGUCUUGAGACAGCUUUUGCACCGGAGAGUCAUACCGCAGCGGUGCUCGCUGAAGCACUCCAGGAUGGGUUGCAAGCAUGGGGAGUAGGAGAGGAGAAAGUGGCCUGCAUCACAAGCGACAACGGAGCCAACAUCGUUGCAGCUGUUCGUGAUCUGAAGUGGCCAUGGAUCAGCUGUUUCGGGCAUAAUUUGAACUUGGCCGUCAACAAUGCCUUAAAUAAAGAGAAAGCCAAAACGGAGCGGGCUUUUGGCGUGUGUCGCCAAAUAAACGGAGCCUUUUCGCACAGCUGGCAAAGGCGGCAACAACUCAGGAAAGAACAAGAGCAACAGGGGAUAAAGAAACCGCUUUCUUUGAUAACUGAUUGCGCAACGCGCUGGGGCAGCAAGUAUGCAAUGACAGAGAGGAUCCUGGCCCUGCUGCCUUACAUCAGAAGGGUUUUUGCCGACGACAGGAGCCGGCGCACACUACCAACCAUAAGCUGGCAAGAUGUAAGCGUGCUGGAGGCUGUCAAAGAGGGACUGAAGUCUGUAUCUGAAUUUACAGACAUUAUGUCGAGUGAGCGUGACGUCACCAUUUCAUCGUUGCUGCCUCUGCUGCACAUGAAAGAUACCCUCAAGGAGAAAGACACUGAUGUCAAACUGACGGCAGAUAUAAAACGAACAAUCCUGGAACAGCUCGACAACAGAUACGACAACGACAAGACCAUCCAGUUAAUGCGCACAGCUAGCCUCCUUGACCCGCGGUACAAGGCCCAUCACAUGAGUGCUGCCGACCUGGACUAUAUCAGAUGCCAGCUGGAGGAUGAAAUGGUGCUGUUCUGGAAGAGGGACACCCCCAGGCCACCUGUGAGAGUCACAGAUGAGGAGGAUGCAGGAACCACCCAGCCAACCAAAAAGAAAAAAACACUGGGCAGUCUUCUUGGCACAGUCAAGCCUGCUGUCGUUGCAACGCCGGAGCAGCGAGCGCACGCUGAAAUGGCAAAUUACCUCCAAGAAGAGGUAGCUGAUGGAGAAACCAAUGCCCUUGAAUGGUGGAGGAGGAACGGAAGCCGCUUUCCCUUCAUGGCAAAAAUGGCACAGAAAUAUUUGUGCAUUCCCGCGACUAGCACGCCUUCGGAGCGCAUUUUCAGUAAAGCGGGGAAUGUUGUAACCCGGUACCGCAGUCUGCUAAAGCCAGACAAAGUCAACAUGCUUGUCUUCUUGUCAAAUAAUUUGUAA